CACCAAGUUUUGGGUAAAGCAUGCUUCUCGAGUUUACUUCAUAGUUGAUGACCACACUAUGCUAACUCAUGUCUCUCUCACAAUUAUUCUUAUGCAUGAUUGCAGACCCAUUAUAAGGUGCCUGAUGAUAUGGUUGAGCUAGGGAAGGCGGUACUGACUAGGGCUUGUCAGAGGUUGACAAGGCAACAGUGGUACAAUCAGAAGCAUACCUGCAUCGGGCACUUCAAGGCUGAGCGAGGCACGAGGGUCAAGAAAGCUGACAAUAUCAGGGACGAUCCUCAGAUGACAAAGGAAGAUUACUUCAAGGUUAUGCCCCUAUGGUGCGAGAAUAAGGAAGACGCAUUUGAGGCCUUGGUAGCGAGGUGGGUUGGCGAAGACGCCGACUUCAACGCCAAGAGCGCGCGCAACAAGGCAAACCGGGGCACUGGAGGAACACACAGUGCGGGAAGCCGCAGCACUGAGCGCUACAGGAAGCACAAGGAGGCGGAACUCGGGGAGCCUCUCACCGAGGUGGGAGGGUGGCAGAAGAUGAAGCUGAAGCAGCCCGAUCCGAGCCAGCCUCAGCCCUCGCUGCCCGAGUACUACGGCUUUGCCGAAGAGGAGUUGGACAAGUACUGCUCGGUGUUCAAGGGUCUUCAUCCGGAGGUGGAUGAUCCUAUUGAGCAGGAGACCGACUUGACGGCGAUUAUGGUGGCGGGGAGCGGCUCGGAGCAUGGCCGCACGAAGCUUCUUAGUGGGGUGAUCAAGCCGCAGAGGACCCUCACGCAGAUCAGGUCUACCCUCACCGCCGGCGACCCACCGGUCGCGCCUCCUCGACACCGUCGUACGGAUGCUCACUUUGAGGCCGCCUACGCGGCCGCUUAUGAGAACUAUUUGACGGUUGUAGCAGAGUGGGACCUCAAGAGAGCGGCUUGGGAAGAGUACCAGGAGGCGACGAGUCGUGUAAGUUCCAAUCUUUUAUGGUUCGAAGACAUGACAAGUCCCACCUCCCUUUUUUUUUAUAUCUGCGGCGCUUGACAUCUAAACUAUCUUGCAGGCGGUCGGGACGUUCUUCCAGACUGGAGAGAGGAUCGCACUUCCGGAAGAGGAGCCACCUAGGCCGGGGCCGACUCCAGUGUGCCCAUCGAGGGAAGCUUUCGCGGCCACAUACUACGCACGGACUCCGGGCACGGGAAGUUCGCGGAACCGACCCUCUCCUGGUUCGUCGCGCGAGGGCACACCGAUGCACCCCGGCCGCCAUUCUCCCGGUGCUUC
This is a messenger RNA of Lolium perenne, 1254 nucleotides long. NCBI's taxonomy places the organism in Eukaryota, Viridiplantae, Streptophyta, Magnoliopsida, Poales, Poaceae. The record is from RefSeq and is a predicted model, not a curated record.